UUGAUGCUGAUUAAAAUGCAAAUGAAAGAUAUGAGAAAAAAGAACAUUACGGUUGUAUGGUUGAAACUGAAGUGUAAGAUUAAUCAUAUGAUGACUUUCCUGAACAUAGCUUGCAAUCGUGUUUACGAGAACUGAAAGAACAUCAGAUAUCUGGUGUUUAUCGACCGACCUAUGUUAAACCAAGGUUAUACUCAUGAUCUGUCACCUGUGAAUUGACCUGGAAACCUAUAAUACUGCGGAAUGGUGAGGUCAUUAAGCAGCUUAACUGUCCUACUGUGAAUUUGGUGUUUUCACUGCUGUUGAGAGUUGUCUUGAGAAACAUAGUAGGAGUGUGUAACCAGUGCUUGUUCACAGCUUUAGUAGCUUCCUGUUAAAGUGUAUCGACUCAGAUCAGGAGAGUCUCAGAGCUGCAGAAAAGAUAGGUGACUGAAGCUGACCCCAUUUGAUUGACAUGUCGAACCCAGUCAUCACCCACCAGCCAGGAGCAGGCUCUUAUGGGACAAAUGUGCAGACGGGCAAGUGGAGCACUGGGCUGUGCUCCUGCUGCAGUGACAUCCUAGUCUGUGCCUUGGGCUUCAUCUGCCCACUAGCAUUAAGUUGCUACACAGCUAACAAGUACGGUGAGAACGUGUGCCUGGCCUGUGUUCCAGGAGGCAUGACAGCCAUGAGGACCCACAUGAGAUUGACCUAUGGGAUUCAGGGGACAAUAUGCAAUGAUGCAUUGAUGACCUGUUGCUGUGGAUUCUUUGAGACGUGCAGGAUGGCCCGUGAAAUUCGCAUCAGAAAUGGGGACGUUUGACUUGUACAGUCAUUUGAAGACAUUUUCAAGUGGAAGUUAAAUUAACCCCAUGUCACAUAUUGUUGAUACAAAUUGUCAUUGUUAUACUAUGUACAUUUUUACUUUUGUAUUGUUUAAAUUUGACCCCUACCCUCAAACAGUACUGCUUAAAGAAUUCAUAGCACCAUGAAUGAACAUAACA
This is a messenger RNA of Salvelinus namaycush (lake trout), 980 nucleotides long. RefSeq names its product PLAC8-like protein 1. The transcript is spliced from 4 exons. NCBI's taxonomy places the organism in Eukaryota, Metazoa, Chordata, Actinopteri, Salmoniformes, Salmonidae. Gene Ontology annotation, cellular component: cornified envelope. The record is from RefSeq and is a predicted model, not a curated record. The coding region runs from base 452 to 799 and encodes 115 amino acids.